This is a messenger RNA of Prorocentrum cordatum, 2380 nucleotides long. NCBI's taxonomy places the organism in Eukaryota, Dinophyceae, Prorocentrales, Prorocentraceae. The record is from the annotation of a GenBank genome assembly.
AGUUGCCCGGGCUCCCGCAGCAAAGCGCCGCGACGGCCGCAGUCCCUCCGCGGCAGGCCGCCAUGGCGCUCCGCCGCUCCGCAGCUGCCGCCCUCGGGUUCCUGGCCGCCCGCGCCCUGGCCGGGGCGGCCUCGCCGGACGACCUGCGGCGCGCGAGGACGAAGAGGCCGCGCGACGAGUACCGCGGUGGCGACCAGGCGCACAUGAGCAGGGUCCUGAACGGGCACCUGCUGCGCUCCGAGCCGGGCGCGCGGCCGUGCGCCGAGUGGAGCCCCAGGCAGCUCCAGGCGUUCAUGGCCGUGGUCGCGGAGCACAGGGACGAGGAGCUGCAGGCAGUCUACCGCGACGGGGCCGACCGCCGCCGGCUGGAGCACGAGGGGGCCGUGGAUCGCCGCGGGCACUGGGAGCGGCUGAACGCCAUCGCGGACGCGGGCCCGCACCUGCUGGACCCCCUGCGGGAGGCACUGUGCCGCCAGGCGGUCAUGUGGUGGACGCACCACGUGACCCACGAGAAGCGCCAGGAGCUCCGCGGGGGCGGCAACCUCACCGUGCCUCUGCUGCCCGAAGGCCCCAAGAUGCCCUGCGAGGCCAGGGCCGGCGCGGACGAGGGCCACCUCUGCGCGCACGUCAACGAGGCGAACUCCUGCGACUGGUGCCACUCGUCGCAGAAGGACCACGACGCAGGGGUCCCAGGUACCUCUGUGCCAGACGCGCUCAAGAAGACGGACGGUCCUGACGACGGCAACCCGAAGGGCUGGGAUCGCUUGCGCCGUUGCGACCAGGACCAGAUGCCGCGGUGCAAGCUGUGUGAAGGGGUCGGUGGCCGCGCCUGGUCGGACAAGAACGAGGAUAUCGACCUCACGCAGUGCGAGGUGGUUGCCGAGGCCAAGGACGUGAACAUGUCCGAGGUGGCCCCGCCGCUCUACCCUAAGAGGUUCACCUCCAAGCGCAAGGACGGUAAGCAGGGGGGGUACUCGGACACGCUGAUCGGAUGGAAGACGGACCCUUUCUGCUUCGGCUUCUUUCCGCAGAACGACUCGAUCCAGCCGCUGUGUUACCGCAGCGAGGACUCGUACGUCAAGUACUACGACAUCGAAAGGGAGGCGUCCCGCAUAGAGUACACUAUCCACAACGAGGCGCUUGGCCCUUCCCCGAACACGACCGCCAUAAUCUUGCAGGUGAACGAUCGGAUGUGGAUCCAGAACCACCUGUGGUUCGUCGACCAAUGCAUCUGUGCAGACCCCUCUGGCCACCACUGCACGAACCCGCCGUGCCACACAUACAUCCACCACUGGGACACGUUCAAGACUGCUCAGUACCUCGGCCGCGAGAAGAUCAACGUGGAGUGGAUCCAGGAUCACGGCACUGGAAAGUCCGGCAAGGAGAUGACGUUGGACCAUUUCAUCUUGUGGUCGCACCAUGUCUGGACUGACCCAGUGUCCCGCCGCAUCGUCCGUGCUUGGAAGCCUUUCAACGGCCUGCAGGUCUACGACCCGGAGGCAUGGAACGAGACCAUUGACGGUGACCCCGACGUUCUUUUCGAGAACCCUCCGCCGAUGUGCAAGAAGGGCGGGGCCAAGAUCAGGAUCAAUUGCGACGACGAUGGGCACUACCACCCGAAGAAGUCCGAGGGCCUCGAGCUGUUCGAGGAGAUGCUCCUGAGUCGUCCGCAGCAGGACUUGGUCGUGUGAGCCCCGCCGCACAUGGUCCACAUGCGCAAAGGGCGGUGGCAAGGCCGCAGCCCUCGCGCCACACCAGUGAGCUUGCCACCAGCUUCCGCACUGCGAGCUUUGGCGCACUUUUUCUCCACCGGCGCUGCCCUCGCCAUUCGUCUCCGAGCCUCCCACCUCUCCCCUUCAACGUCACUUCCAAAAGCCUCCCUCCUCCCUCCUUAGGGCCUGUGCAUAUCCAUGCCGCCCACAUGGGGCCGGACCCGCGCGCUGCGCAGCGCGCGCGGGCGCGCCCUCUCGGCGCCCUCGCCGCCGCGGCAGCGCUCGCGUCGCUGCCGCGGCCUCCCCGGCCGAGUGCCGCGCGCGCGGGCGCGCGGACCGGCCACGGAUCUGCCACGGGCUUCGGCCCCGUGCUCGGGGGUUGUGAGCCCUGCUUCGACUCUUCGCUCCCAUUCUCGGGUGCUGUGAGCCCUGCUUCGACUGCGCGUAAGAGUGACCUUUCACCGGAGUGACCCUUGGGGUGCGGGCCCACGGGGGUCCCCCGAUCGCCGGACGCGAUGCGGCAGUUGCGUCCCGCGCGCUUCGUGUUCGGUCCCCCCCGCGGGCCCCAAGAAGCCGCGCACCAAAAGUCACUCUUUCCCAGGGUCACUCUUGCGUGUAGUCGACUUUGUGCUCCUGCCGACGGCGAGGGCCACGACGGAGGAGGAAAC